AUGUAUUCAACUUAAUAAUAAAAAGACUAUCCUCUAGAAAACUCCAAUCAAGGUGCCACCCGCACAUUCUUAGAUUAAAUAAAAUUAAGCAGUCACAUUAUUUAUCUAACAAAUGACGGAUGGUCCUGGAAUUUAGGAGAUUAGUUAAAAGACAAUAAAAGAUUAGAAUAAGAAUAAGAUGUUAAUGAACUAUUUAUUACAUAGCCAAUAGAAUUAGAAGGAAUUAAAAAUAGCAAAGUUGUCAAACUUUAAGCAAAUAGGACAGUACAGAUUGCACUUACUGAAAGCGGUAAGGUUUAUGUCAAAGGUAGCGAUCGCAACUCAACUGGUAUCUUAGGAUUAGGAGAAGAUGUAUAGGAAUCAAGGGAAUUUAAACAAAUUGCAGCAUUUUAAAAUAAAAAAAUCAAAUAAAUAUCUCUUGGUCUCAACCACGCUGCUGCAAUAGAUGACUCUGAUAACCUUUACAUUUGGGGCAGUGGGUCUAAUGGAUAACUUGCUAAGGUGAAUUCAUCCACUGAGAGUGUCAAAGAAAUGUCAUUUAGUCUUCCCAGUAGAGUCGAACUAGAGGAAAUGAUCAACAAUGUCAAAGAUGUCAUUUGCAAUCACACUUCUACCACAGUUCUUACAAAGAACGGAUUAAUUUUUAUACUUGGAGAGUACACUUAAUUAGUUGAAGAAAAAGAUUAAGCUUAAGAAAUUAAGUAGAUAUGGUCAAAAUCAUAAAGCCAAAAGGAUGUAAAUAAAUAACAAGCAGGUGGAGCAAAUCAAAAAAAAUAGCAAGAAGGAGGCUCACCAAAAUUAAACUCUAAAAAGAAAUAAAAAAAUUAGAUUUAGUAUAGUUGGCAAACUUUUGUUAAAGUUAUCACUCAAGGAGAAUGGGGUGGAUGUGCUUUAACCAAAAAAGGAGAUAUUGUAUUUUUUAAUAAGUUUUUUUAAACUGAGAAGUUAGGAGGAAAAUCAUAAUUCACAGAUGUUUUUGCAAACAAAGAAAAAAUGUUUGCUCUCCAAAGCGAUUCCUUGUUAGAAUGGGAUUUUGGAUUUAUAUUAAAAAAUGGAUUCUUUUAGAACAAUAAACGCACUAAUAUUGAUCGUAAAUUGGAUGUUAAAUUUUAUCCUCCAAAAAUUCAUUAAUUUACUCAGAGUGUUAAAUAGGCAAAAUUGGUUUUAUCUUAAAAUAAUUCAUAAGUUGCUCUUAAUGUCGAAACCGAUGGAGGCGAUGUCUUUGUUGAGAAAAAUAAUAUUUUCUCUCAAAAUAGACAGAGAAAUAAUUCUGAUUUAUCAAAUAAGCUUAAUAGCAGCUACAUGCUAAAUGCUAGUUAGAAUCGUUUAAAUAAUAUUAAUUAGUCUAUGUUUUCUAACAAUCUCCCAAGAGGACUCUAGUCACCAUCUUCUUUCUUAGGUACUAGUGGUGAAUACAAACAUAAUUUUUUUAGUCCAGAAAGUAGCGAUGUUUAUUAAAAAUUCUUAGCUGCAGGAAACAAUGCUAAUAUAGCUACUUUACCAUAUAGCAGUGGUAAAGGAUUUUUAGGAACCCAAAAUGAUUCUGGUAAGAAAAGUUAUCUAAACUUUGGACUUAACACAUAUAGAAACAACAACAUGAAUGAUAACCAUUUCAAAUAAAAUAAUUUGGCUGGUGCUGAUUUUGAAAAAAGAAUAAAUUAAGAAAUGAGAAGAUUAAACUAAAACACUUAUAUCCCUUAAAUGCAUGAUAAAAGUAUUGAUUAUUAAGGUAAGAGAGUGAAUACUGAUGAAAGCUAUAUGUUCGAAGAACUUUAACUCCCUUCCAGACUAAAAACUCUUACAGAUUUACACACAUAAAUAGGCAGUCAUUUCAGAGAAAGAGUACAUGAGGUUCAAUCUACCAUCAAUAAAACUGCCUAUAACAAGCGCCAUGGAUUCUCUCCUUUAAAAAACAACUAUUAAAAUUAAGAAACAAUCAAUCCCUCUAGGUCUAAAUUAAGAAUUGAAAGUUACCAAAAGGGAAAUCAAUAAGUAUUUGAGUCAGAUGAAUAAGGAAGAGUAAAAAGAAGUAAACUUAUGACUGCUGGUGAAUUUGAUUAGAAAUGGAAAGAACUUAAUAGAAAAUCUCAGUCAAAAGGAAAACAUAUUUAGACUUACAAGAGCAGUAAAGACUUGAACUAUUUCCUUCAAUUAAUUCAAUCUGGUAAAAGCCACUUUGAUUUAUAUGAAAAGAAUCACCAUAGUACACCACCAAAGGGUAAUCGCGACACCAGUUUCUUUGCUAAUACAAAAUAUGGUUAUAAUGAUUACUAAAGAGGUUUUAGUCCAGAUAAGAAUAACAACUGGAGUCCUCUUACUAUAAGUCGUGAAUAAUAUAAUUAACUUAAGCAAUAAAAGGCUUCUUUCUUACAAUAGUGGUAAAGUGCAGGUAAUGACAAAUUCAAACAGGAACAAGUUUUAAAAAAUAAUAACUAAUUUAUUGAUAAUUGGAUGAACUUCAAUAACUAUUAUGACAACUAAAAUAAAAGUUCUUCUAAUUUGGGAAAUUCCUAUUAUGAUGAUCCAUACACAGGAAGUCUUCUUUCUAAAUCUAGGUCUAAUCCUUUCUACCAAAACUUUUAACAAUAAAUACAUGCAAAUGAUAAAUUAAAUAUUUUUGGAGGAUUAGGAGAAGGUAAGUAUAAUGGUGGGUUUGCAAGAGGUGCAAGUAAUAAUAGAUAAGUAAGUAGCCAUCACAGAAAUAAUUCAUCAAACUUAAAUCAUAGCAUUUCUGCCUUAAGUGGAAGUUAAUUGAAUAUUGGAUCAAGAAACUAAUUAAAAUAAAUUUAAUUUAUUGAUGCAAAUGGAAUGAAAAUUAAAUUGCCUCAAAAUUAGCCUAUUAAAAGUAAGAAUAACCUUAAUGAAUCUGUUAUUAGCGGUAGAAGCAACAACAAAGUUCUUAAUGAUUCUAUUCAUGCUGCAAGCGAAAGAAAGAUUCGUAUGCUUGAUAAUAAGAAUGAUUUUGAAAAGCAAUGGGAUGCCCUAAAUAAAAGCAGGGAUAAAUCUAGAGAAGAAUAUUUAAACAGAUCUCAAAAAUCUAAUUCUAGGAACAAUUCUUUUUAUUCUGAUUAGAAAGCAAAUAGAUCAAGAAGCAACUCAAAUACAGGAAGCUAAAGAAACUUCGAUAAAUAAAAUAAUUCUUCUAUUGCUUAUCAAAAGUAGGUUGUACCUAGCUCUUUCUUAGGAGGCUUAUAGGACCCUACAUAACGCGGAUAGAGCUAUUUCGAUGCUCUUAAACCUAUAAACACAGAAGGAUUAGAAACUAAUUCUGUUUUUUCAAGCAAACCUCAUGGAUUACCUAAAUACAAUUAAAGUAUUAACAACUCAAAAAACCUUACAAAUUAAAGUAAAGAAUAUGUACCUUAUUAAGGUGAUCAUAAUUUCUAGCUAGAUUUCAACCAAUUAGGAAGUCAUAAUAAUUAGUCUCCUAGAUUCCAUUAAAACAGACAUUAAUACAUUUAAAAUAGCCCUGAAAGAUUAAACAGAAGUUAUGAUCCUAAUCUUUCUAAUUCAUAUCAACAGUUUAAAUCAAGGAGAGGUAGCUUCGGCUUGGAAUCUGAAGAAUAAGAUCUUAAUCAAAAUAAAUCCUCAUUUGCUACUGGAGGUAAUUUCUCUCAGAAUAGAAAUAAUUCAACUGAAAGGAGAUACAAGGAUCUUUAAAGUUAAUUUGAAAGCCAGCUCUCUGAAAAUUAAAAACUUAAAGAUAUGUUAAAAAAAUAAGAAGAAUAAGAUAAGAGAGCAAAUAAAAAAACAGCAGAAAGAUAGAAAUCUAAGAAGGAUGGAAAUACUGUUUUGACUGAGGGAAGCAUGAAUUUAAGCAGCUCUGAAAAUGAAUAAGGAUAAGAUGAUAAUAUUGACCCUUCUUUGUUAUCUAAGGAAGAGUUAUCAAAAAGAUAAAGAAGAGAGGAGAGAGCACUUUAGUAAAAGCAAAAAAAUAACAGCAUACCUGAUAUUUAAAAUGAUGAAGAUGAAGAGCAAUUAGGUUUUGAAUUCAAUAAUUCUAAGCCAUAAAAUAUGUAAAAAAGUUUACGUUAAAUGUAGCCUGGUAGAAGUCAUUCAAAUAUUAGUGAUAAGGACAGUUAGAAUAACAUCCCAUAAGAGAGCAAAAAGAUUAAAAAAAUAGUUGGGUAUGAUAAAAAUGGUAAGGCUAUUCUUGAAAUAGUUGAUGAAGAAGAUGAGGAUGUUAAAAGAAAGAAUAAUAAAGAUUAAAAACAAAAAGAUAGACUGUCUGAAAAAAUUGUAGGUUAUGAGGAAGAUGGAACACCAGUAAUAGAAGAAUCUAGUGGAAAAAUUGUCUAAAAAGUAAUUGGAUAAGAUGAAAAUGGCUAGCCAAUAACUAUUGAUGUCUUUGAAGAUGAUGAAGACAGCUUAAAAAAGAGUAAGAGAAAACAAUAACCAGGAUAAGAAAAUGUCAUCCAAAAAGUGGUAGGUUUUGAUGACUAGGGAAGACCUAUAAUUUAAGAAAUUGUUCUAGAUUAAAAUGGAAACUAGUAAAAUAUAAAUACAAGAGGUUUCCUCUCAAAAGACGAAGUCCUUUCUGAACCAGAAGCAAAGCUUAUGGAAAAAAUAAUAGGAUUUGAUCAGAAAGGGAAACCAAUAGUUCAAUAAAUUGUUGCUAAAGUUGUUAAGAAAGUAAUUGGUUACGAUAAAUAAGGUAAACCAAUAAUAGAAGAUAUUUUAAUAGAAAAUGAUGAAAAUGGAGAAUAAAUUAAGAAAAGUUAAUAAUUAACAAACUCUGCAGAACCAGCAAAAGAAACUUUCUAAAAAGUUGUCGGCUAUGACAGCAAAGGAAGACCUAUUGUUGAAGAUGUCUUUGUAGAUGAAGACGGUGUCUUGAGAUCAGUUAAAAAUACAGCAACUCCUAAGGAUGUUUCAGAGAAAAUAAUAGGAUAUGAUAAGAAAGGAAAGCCAAUUGUAGAAUAAAUUUAAGCAAAAAUUGUUUAGUAAGUUGUUGGCUAUGAUAGAUCUGGAAACCCUAUUGUUGAGGAAAUUUUAGUAUAAGAAACUGAUCCAAAAAAUAAAAGUUAAUAAGGAGCUGGCUCUUAACCAAUUUAGAAAAUUGUAGGUUAUGAUAAAAAUGGAAAGCCUAUUGUUGAGGAAAGCACUGGAAAAAUUCUUUCCAAAGUGGUGGGCUAUGAUAAACAGGGAAGACCUAUUGUAGAAGAAAUAUUUGUUGAUGAUGAAGAUUUAAAAAAAAAUAAAAAUAAAGGAGCUGCAGGUAAUGAUGAAGAUGAUUAAUUGAGAGUCAUUUAAAAAGUUAUUGGUUAUGAUGAAAAGGGCAGACCAAUUGUUGAAAAAGUUGUUUUAGAUUAAAACUAAGAUUAAAAGCCUGAAUAUAUUCAAAUUGAAUAAAUAAUUGGAUAUGAUAAUAAGGGCAACCCUAUUGUUGAAAGCAAGGCUGCAUAAAUUAUGAAGUAAAUUGUCGGAUAUGAUGCUUAAGGGAAUCCUAUAAUUUAAGAUGUGUUAGAAUACGAAGAAGAUAUUAAAAAGCGUCGUCCAGGUAUGGAUAAUAGCUAAACUUUCCAAAAGGUAGUAGGUUACGAUCAAGAUGGAAAGCCUAUCAUUGAAGAAUCUCAAGGAAAAAUUAUACAGACUAUUGUUGGUUAUGAUAAAAACGGAUAACCUUUGAUAGAAGAAAUAUUUGUAGAUAACAACGACUUAAAAGCAAAGAAUUUAGAUGAAUAUAAUCCAUAAAGUUAAGAUAGAGUUGUUCAAAAGGUUGUAGGUUAUGAUAAAUAAGGAAGACCCUUAAUUGAAAAAGUUGUAAUUAGCAACGAAGCUAGGGAAUCCCCUAAGAUUUAAAAAAUGUAAAAGGUUGUUGGAUAUGAUGAUAAUGGCAAUGCUGUUGUUAAGAACACUAAGGCUUAAAUUACAAAGUAGGUUGUUGGAUAUGACAGCUAAGGAAAUCCAAUUAUUGAGGAGGUUUUAGAAGAUGAACAAGCAGUAUUAAAUAAGAGAUAAGGAAUCGACUAAUCUAAAACUUUUGAGAAAAUUAUUGGCUAUGAUAUCAAUGGAAAACCUAUAGUUGAGGUUUCUUAGGGUAAAAUUAUUUAGUAGAUUGUUGGUUAUGAUGAAAAGGGAAGACCAAUUAUCUAGGAGGUCUUUGUAGAUAAUAAAGAUUUAAAAUAAAGUGACGAUGUAAAUAAAAGCUAGUCUAGAAUUGUACAAAAUGUUGUUGGAUACGACAAAGAUGGAAGACCUCUAAUUGAAAAAGUUAUUGUUAAUUAAAAUAAAGAAGAAACUCCUAAGGCUUAAAUUAUUUAAAAAGUAGUUGGGUAUGAUGGUAAAGGAUAACCUAUAAUCGAAAAUACUAAAGCCUAAAUUACUAAACAAAUUAUUGGGUAUGACUAACAAGGAAAUCCUAUUAUUGAAGAGGUAUUAGAAGAUGAAGAUUAGAUAAAGAAGAAUAAGAAAGGACUUGACAAUGGAUAAACAGUAUAAAAAAUUAUUGGAUAUGACUAGAAUGGAGAACCAAUUGUAGAAUUGUCUUAGGGUAAAAUCAUCCAGAGAGUCGCUGGUUAUGAUGAAAAUGGAAGACCUAUUAUUGAAGAGAUAUUUAUUGAUAAUAAAGAUUUGGUUCAAUAAAACUAGAAUUUGCCUAGAGUUAUUUAAAAGGUUGUAGGCUACGAUUAAGAAGGAAGACCUUUGAUAGAAAAAAUUAUUCAUGAUGGAGAUCAAUAGGAGGAACAUCAACUUUAAAGGAUAUAGAAGGUGAUUGGAUAUGAUGAAAAUGGAAAGCUAAUUACUAAAAACACAGUGGCAUAAAUUUCUAAAUAAAUUGUUGGUUAUGAUAGCUAAGGAAAUCCCAUAAUCGAAGAAGUCUUACAAGAUGAAGAGGAAAUUAAGAAACGCAAACCAGGAUUUGACAACGGAUAAUUGAUUGAAAAGAUUGUUGGGUAUGAUAGUAAUGGUGAGCCUAUUAUUGAAAUAUCAUAGGGUAAAAUAAUCUAAAAAAUAGCUGGAUAUGAUGAAAAAGGUAGACCAAUCAUCGAAGAGAUAUUCGUAGAUAAUAAAGACUUACAACAAAAAGAAAAGAAUGUAGCAGCCUUUAUAGAUUAAGGAAGAGUUGUUUAAAAGGUGAUUGGCUAUGAUGCCAAUGGCAGGCCAAUCAUUUAAAAAACUGUUGUGUUUAAUGAUCCAAAAGAUUCAAAUUAAUCUCAAUACUAAACUUUGGAAAAGGUUAUUGGAGUUGAUUAGAAUGGAAAGCCUAUUAUUGAAAAAGUUUAAGGUAAAAUUACAAAAUAGCUGAUUGGAUAUGAUAGCCAAGGAAGGCCUAUUGUUGAGGAAAUAUUGGAAGAUUAACAUGAUCUUAAAAGAAAAGCAGCUUAAAACUAAACAAUUCAAAAGGUAGUAGGAUAUGAUAAAAAUGAUAAUCCCAUAAUUGAAGAGGUCAAAGGCAAGAUUGUGUAAAAGGUAGUUGGUUAUGACGAUUAAGGCAGAGCAAUAGUGGAAGAAAUUAUUAUUGAUGAAGACAACUUGAAGAAAAAUAGGUCUAAGUCAAAUUAGAAAGGAAGAUAUAUUAAUAAGAUAGAUCACUAUGAUGAACAUGGAAGACCUGUAGUUCAAAAGGUAUUUGUUGCUGACGAAGAAGCCAGUACAGCUCCUAUUCACUCUGUUGAGAAAGUUAUUGGUAUAAAUGAAAAAGGAGAACCCAUUAUUGUUAAAAGUAAUGCUACAAUAACUAAAUAAUUUGUCGGAUAUGAUAAUUAAGGAAAUAAAGUAUUUGCUGAUGUCUUAGUUGAUGAUAAUAAGAAGGCUGAGUAAGAUUAAGUAUAAACAAUUUAAAAGAUUGUUGGAUUUGAUAAAAAGGGUAAGCCCAUAGUAGAAUAAGUUUUAGGUAAAAUUGUUCAGUAGGUAGUUGGUUAUGAUGAUGAAGGUAGACCAAUAGUUGAAGAAAUUUUGAUAGACUAAGACGAAUUAAAGAAAAGUAAAAAUUAAAGAUCUCAAGAGGGAGGUAGGUAUGUUUAAAAAGUUGUAAGCUAUGACGAAAAUGGUAGACCAAUAAUUGAAAAAAUCUUAGUUAACGAUCAAGCAUUAGCAGCUGUUACUCCUCCUGUUCAAGUCUUUGAAAAGGUUGUAGGUGUUGAUAGUAACGGAGACCCAAUAAUUGUUAAGAGUAAGGCUUGUAUCUCAAAAUAAAUCGUUGGCUAUGAUUAAAAUGGAAAUCCUAUUUUUGAAGAUAUUUUAGAAGAUGAAGAUUAGAUAAAAAGAAAGGCCAAUUAAUAAGGCUAAGGUGUUCAAGCUAUUUAAAAGGUUAUUGGCUAUGAUAAAAAUGGAGAACCAAUUACUGAAGAAUGUAUUGCCAAGAUUGUUUAAAAAGUAGUCGGAUAUGACGAUAGUGGUAGACCAAUAGUUGAACAAAUUCUUAUUGAAGAAAGUGAUAUUUAAAAAGAAAAUAAUCUUAAUGACUAAUCAGUUAGAAUAAUUUAGAAGGUUGUUGGCUUUGAUAAUCAAGGAAGACCUAUUGUUGAAAAGAUUGUUGUCGAUAAUGGAGAGUAGCAAGGUAAAACUGUAGAAAAACCAGUUAAUAAGAAAAUAGUUUACGAUUAAAACGGAAAGCCUAAAUUAGUUGCUUCUCAAGAAGGUAAAAUAACAAAGCAAAUUGUUGGAUAUGAUGACUUUGGAGUACCUGUAAUCGAGGAAAUUCUUGAAGAUUAAAACUCUAGAACUUAAUAACCAUAGAUUAUGGAAAAGAUUAUUGCUUAUGACAAAAAUGGAAAUCCUAUAAUUGAAUAAUGUUUAGGAAAGAUUGUUUAAUAAGUUGUUGGCUAUGAUAAAAAUGGUAUUCCCAUAAUCUAGGAAGUGUUAAUUGAUGAAGAAGAUCUAAAGAGAUAAGAUUUAGUAGGAAGGGGAUCUGCUUCUACUAAUGGAAGAAUCAUGUAAAAAGUUGUUGGUUAUGAUAACUAAGGUAGACCAAUUAUUGAAAGAAUUUAUGUUGAGCAAGAUGAUCGCAAAAACAUAGAAAAAGGCAAGAAAAACAAGAGUAAUUUCUUGUAAUAAGAUGAAGAAGAAAUAGCUUCCGAUUUUGAUAAAAAAAGAUAAAAUGCCAGCAAAAAUAAUUCUUUAAAUAAAAGCUAGCCUAUCAAUUUUGAUUUAUAAGAAGAGCUUGAGAGUUAGCUUAGAAAGGAAAUAGAAGAUCUUAGCUCUCGUCAUAGUGACUUGAAAAAAUCAUAGAAUUUGACAUAUUCUUCUAUUGAUCAUAAUUUAUCUUAAUCACCUGAAAAGAAAAGAAAUAAAGACUCUGCUUUAAUUUAAUAGGAAAAAUUAGCUGAAGAAUAGCGCUAAUAAGAAGAGAUGCUAAAAAGAUUAUAAUAAGAGGAGAUGGAAUAGUAAAGAAUCAUGGCAGAAUAGGAAUAACUAUAAAAGAUUCAACAGUUAGAAAAGUAAAAAAUGUUUGAAAAAUAAUAGUAAAUUGUAUAACGCUUAAGUUCUUAGACUCCUAAGUCUUAGAAAAACAAUAACAGCCUCAGACUUAGUCAAGAAGUAAAGAAAAAUAAAUCAAAUAUUAACUUAGAUAACAGCAGAGGAAGCUUAAACAACAGCAGAAGCAACACACCAAAAAGCAAUUCUCUAAGAUUUAGUGAUAUAUGUAAUAAUUUCAAUAAUCAAAUGAAAAAAACUCAUUUAAAUGAGCAAACAAAAGCAUUAGAAAGAAAUACUGGUCUUCGUAUUAGUUAAUAUGCAGAUUAAAAUAGAUCUAGAAGCAGUAUUAAUAACUCAAGAGGAAGUAUGAAUAACUCAAACAUGCAAAGUAAAUCUCCUGUCAAUACAAAGAAAUCUAUGUUUUCUCCAUUCCCUGAUAACAAUAAAAAGAGCAGCAAUGACAUCCUUCCUGAUGAGUUGAAAAAUUAACCUUAUCAUAAUUUGAAAAAAUCAUAAGAAUCUAUCAAUAAGAGCUUUAAUGAAGUGAGUGAUCCCAACUUUAUAAAAUCUCCCAUUUCCCCUAUAUUACCUCCCUCUACUUAAUAGUAAAAAUAAAAAGCUCAUUUCUUUGGAUAGGCAGCUUCUAUAGCUUCAGCAGUUUCUCCUUCAAACAAAUCUCAAGGAGCCUAUCUUAAUCCUAACACUCCUAGUGUUAAUUUAUCUGAAACAAAUUUCGAAGGUGGCAUUCAACAACAAGGAGGAAACUUUAGCAACACUGGAUAAGGAAUCAAAUCUCCUUUCCUUUCUCCAAUUAAUAGAACAUCUCUUAAUUCUCAAAAAUAAUCUAUAGAUUUCAAAAAUAAUUAAUCUCCAAAUAACACUUUCAAAUAAUAAAAGUCAUAAAACCUUAGUGGAGCUCAAAAUGAUUUAUCCCCUUCCUAGUAAAAGAUUGCUUCAGAGCUUUCACCCUCUUAAAAACCUCCUAUUGGACAACAAAAAUAACCUAGCUAAAGAAGAGAUAAUGAAUAACUUCAAAACUCUCAAAAUACAAGAGACUCAUAGAAUUUAUCUGCUCAAUCGCCUUCUUUAGCUCAAAAUGAUAGAAACCUACUAAUUAGACACGCAGUAAGCUAACAAGUUGAUUAAUCAGCUUCUUCACUUUAGAGUUCUUAAGUUAAAGAUUUUCAACAAUAAGGAAAUUAGAAAUCAAAUAUUUCAAGCUAACUUUAAUAAUAGCAAUAAUAGUAGUAUUAAAAUUAAGAAAGUUUAUAGAAAAAGGGAUCUUAAGAUGAUUUACGCUCAAGUGGGAAUUAAUUAGAUUAAUAUUAUCAUUCAUCUAAGCAGAUAACUAAGUAGCCUUCUUAAUAGGAAUUAACAAAAUAAAGUAAACAAUCACAAGAUGAUAAUUUAUCAUAAUCUAAAUAAAUUUCAUAAUAAUCUAAUAACUCUACUAAAUAAUAAAAAUCUAUUGAAAAAAGUUUAUCUAGAGAUUCAUCUUCCCCUAUUACCAGAUAAUAAACUGCUUAAAAUGCACAAUCUAAAUAAAAUUCAAUCAAAGAAAAGGAUUCUAAUAGUCCUAGCUCUUAAAUGAAACUUAGUGGAACUUAUUCUUUAAAGCAAUCAGGAGAUCUUAAAACCCAAAAACAACCAGGCAUACUUACUAUUGAAGAUAAUCAAGAAGAAAUUGAAUAAUCUAAUUCUUAAAAUACAAAAUAAAACAAAUUAUCAGUACAACCAAUAGAAGCCCAUAAGCGUCAAUCAUUUGGUAUUUAUGAUUCUAACUCAAACGAUGGAAAUUUAAGUAGUAGAAAAACAACAGAAGUUCAACAAUCACCAGUUUUUAAUUAAAAUGAAUAAAAAAUUAUUUUUGCUCAAGAUGAUUAAAUUGAAGAUGAUAAUGAAGAUGAUCAAGAUAAUGAUAGGGUUAAAAAACAAAAAUACAGUCCUUCAAGUUAAAUAGAAAAGCAAUAAUCUGAUAAUAAUAUUAAAUAAUCCUAGACAGUCUAAGAUAAAAAAUAAUAAUCUUAAAAUCCACAAGAUAAAUCAUAAGGAAAUUAUGGUAAUUAAAAAAGCAAAUAAUCUAAUCCUAGUUAGGAUGAAAUUUAACAAUAUGAAGAUGAAGAAGUAGAAGAGUUAGAAUUUGUUUAAAGCAGCAAAAAUAAUAACAAUAGCAGAAUUAAAUAGAAUAGAGAAGAAACACCAAAAGAGACUUAAAAUGCUUAGAAUGUUAUUUAAAAUGAUGAAUCAGAUAAUUUUGAGUAAGGAUAAAAUAAGUAAGUUACAAGAAGUAAAUCUCCUCAGCAAAAUAACUUAGGUUAAUAGAUGAGGCAGUCUUCUUCUUCUGUUAAUUAAGAUUAAACAAAAUAAUCAUAAAAUAUAUUAAAGGAUUAGUAACCACAAAGAGGUAGAGAUAGAGAAGAUUAAAAUAUAUAAAAAACAUAAAAUAUCUCUAGAAGCAAAUCUCCUUCAUCAGGAAGUGUUUAAAAUUAACAAAUUAAUAAGCAAGAUAGCAGAGAAAAUCCUACACAAAAUAUUAAUAAAUAAAGAAGCAAAGAGUAUGAAACCUAAAACAAUUCAAUUAAAUCAAGUAGCAAAUCUCCUUAAAACAAUCUUUAAAGAUAGCAACUCUCUAAAUAGGCUUCUAACUAGGAUACUAGAGAAAAUCCUAUUCAGAAUAUCAGUAAAUAGAGAAGUAAUGAUUUAUAAAGUAAAGUAGUUUCUAAUUUGUCAAGAAGCAAAUCACCCUCAAGCAGCAGUGAUGAAAACCAACAAAUAAAGAGAGAAAAGUCUUUACUUAAAGAUUAGCAAACAUAUAAAGGUUCCUAAUAAUAGUAGUAAUAAUAAUAAUCAUCAUUAGAAAUUUCUUAAUAGAAUAAACCAUAGUUGUAGGUUUAAUAACAAAACUCCAAAGAUUUAGAACAAGAAACCAAUCAGCCUAUUAAGGGAAUAAAUGCUGAGGAAAAGGAGAUCACACCUUCUUCAUAGAAUUAGAACAAAGACUAAAAGUGGAAAUUAGCUGAAAAGAAACAAGAUGGAAAAUAAUCAUUUGAGCAAUUCAAAAAGUAGCUUAGCUAAAAUAGCGCCCACACUCCUUAGAGUGUCAGCUCUCCUACUGAUAAACCUAAGAAUUUUGAAGAUUAUCAAAAAUAGAGUUCUAAAAGAGAUGAAUCACCUUUAGAAUAGAAGAAAGUUUAAGAAAGCACUAAUUAAAGCUAUAUUUCAAGAGAAAAGCAAGCCUCAUAAUCUUCAAAACACUAAUCUCCAUCAUAGAGAAUACCUAGUGGAACUGCAGCUCAAAACAAUAGCAAGAAUAACACAUAAGAAAAUGAACUGAUUGAAUAGAAUUAGAAGUUAGAAUAAGAAGGUUUAGUGAUUAGUGAUGUUAUUGAUACUUAAGACCAGAUAGAAACAAACAGAAAUAUUUCUGCUCGUUAAAUUUUGAAUACUUAAAACUCUAGACACGAUACUUCUCCUAUGCAAAGACACUAAAGUCCAAGCAUAAGCUAGAAUGUUACUCAAGAAGAAUAAGUGAAAAGAAACUUACCUUAAAAUUAAUAUCAAAGUGGAAACUAAGACAAGCAAGAUGAAGCUAUUCCUUCUUAAAUUUCUUAAAAGAGAAGCGUCAGCCCCAAAUAAUUGAGCUAAAAUUUGGAGUAAUAGACUUAACAAGUUAAUAGCAAUAAGUUAAGAGAUAGUGGUUUGAUUUAAUAGAAGCAAGUAGAGACUUCUUAACAAGGCUUGAAAGGUAAAUACACACCUAGGUCAAGUGAAUCAUCUUCACCUCUAAAUAGUUUUCCUAAUUAGGCAAACUCAGAUAGUGAAAAUCUCCAAUAAUAAUACAAUGAUGAAGCUUUGAAAAUUGAAGAUUUAUAAAGCUCAAAAUAAUAAAGCUAAAGAGUUUAACAAAAUAACCAAAAGGGAAUUCAAAAACAGUCUAGUACUUCAUCAUCCAAAGAGAGGUAGAAAUAAAAUUUAUAGGUUGAUUCUAAUUUAGAGCUACAAAAAUAGAAUUAGAUUGUUGUUUCUCCUAACUUUUAACAAGGGCAAGUUAUUUAAUCACCUAAUUUCUAGCAAGCUUAAUUAACUUAGUCAUAAACAGGUAAAGAAAUUCUUCCUUUAAAACAAUAAGGUAAAUCAGGAAAUAUUUAUGAAGAAGAUUAAUAGGGUAAUGAUUAAAGUGAUGAUUUUUCUUCUGACAAUAGAUUGUCGCCACUUGAAUAAAAAAAUAAAGAUCUUAUUAAAAAUACUUAGAGCAUACCAAAAAAUAAUCAAGCAUCAACAUUCAGCAAUAAUUCAAAUAGAUAGUCUCAAAACGAAGAAAGUUAACAUUAAAGAGAACCAUACUAGCAGUUAAAGUAAAAUAGAACAGGUGAGUUCAUAUAAUAAAACCAACAACCUUAAGUUACUCAAAACACUAAUCGCACUUCUCGCUCUCCAAGUACAUCUAGAGUCUCUCCUCAUCAAGCUACUUAGCAAAAUGUAUCUCCAAAAAUAAAUAAUAAACAAGGAGGAUAAAUGAAUAACAAUUAGUAAAAAAGCUCUCAGGUAAGCAUCAGAGGAGAAAGAUCAAACUUAUCUCCCAGAAUGAGUUAAGAAAAUAUUAUAGAACAACAAAAUGGUGAUAGCUCUUUUGAAUAAAUAAAUGAAAUAUUAAAUGAAAAAAGAGAGUAAGUCUAACAAUAAUAAAAGAACACUGAUAGAAACCGUAUUGCAAGUAUUGUAUCUAAUAUGAAUAAUUCUUCAAAUAACAUCACUUAGUUAAAUCCCACUGGUACUCUGAAUACUUAAAAUAUACCUACAGUUUAAACAUCCUACUCACCUCGCAGUUAGCAUUAAGGUAGCCAAAAUUACAAUAUUUACACUCAAGUGUAAUAAGAUGCAGUGAUUUCACCUAGAAUACAGUAAAAUUCCUAGUAGAGUUUCAAUUAACGUACCUCUAGAGGAAAUUCUCAGACUAGUCUUCCUUUGAUUCCUCCAGAGAUACAAGAUGAAAAGUAUAGAGUUUUAAGGGAAAGUGCAUUAGGAAGCAUAGUUUAGAAGAAGGAGGAAAGAGAUAGCUAAGUCUUCAAUCUAGUUAAGAACUCUGGAUAUUCUUCACCUAAUCCUUCUUUCCAUUAGUAGGUAUAAGAAGAAGAAUUAAGACAAUAAUAAUCAUAAAAUUUGAAUAGAUAAUUUGAAGGUGAAGAAGAAUCUAAUUCAGAUGUUCCUUCAAAUCUUAGAAAUAGCUUAAAUUAGUAAUCCAUAUAUUCAACUGGUUUGCUUAAGCAAAACUCCCCUUCGAGAAAGAUGUCAAAUUCUUUAUCUUAAUUACAACAACAGCCAUAGUAGAUAUUGAAUGAAUCUGAAUUAACUGGAAAUAUUAACAAUUCUAAUUACACUGGAGGCUUUGAAAGUGCAAGUUAAAGCUAAUCUGGAGUAAAUAAUCAAAACGCUGCUCUUGCUAAGGAAAUUAUGCGUAGAAGUGCAAAUCUGAGAGACUAAGAAAAAUUAAUUCAUAAAGAUAAGGAUAAAUUCUUAUAAAAGAGUAGCCGCAGCAAUAGCUAGAAUAGCAAUUCGAUUCAUCAAUCUUUACAAAGUCCUCAACAGAAUAAUGUAGUUUUCAACUCAUAAGUUGGACAAGUUAGUGCAAUUCUUGAUGAAAGAAGCUAAAUUUCUGGUGCAGCAUUUAUGGGCAGCUAAUCUAUCCCUUUUAAUGACAACAGCUAAGUUUUUGCUAAUCAAGAAAAUUUGCAUUCUCAAAACUUAAAAAAUUCUCAGAACCAGCAAUAUGCCUAACACCCUCUUCAACAAGCUAUUCAAAACAUAGGAGGUUCCAUAAUAGAAAGAUAAGAACUUCAAAAUGAAAGUAACAACUUUACUACUCUUACUCAAUCAGGAAAUAAGUAAGCUAUUCCUAGAGUUCAUUCAAGAAAUGUAUCUAGAUCAAAUGUAGCUUUAGAGAAUGAUCAGAUCUAAAGUAAUGACCAAACAAGUCAAAAUGAACAAGAAGAAAUAGAUCCAACUAAUAUCUAUCAAGCAUAUCGCAUGAAAAAUCCAAGAUCUUCAUCAAGCAUAGGAUAAAAUAUAUCUCCUAAAACAUACGUAGAGCAUGCAAAUAUGAAUUAAGCAAUCUAAGAGUAGCAAUAUAUAGAAAAGGUAUAAACAAUCAAUGAAGAAUAGAAAAGACUUUAAAAUUUAAAGCAAUAAGAGUAGUAAUACAAUCCGAAUGCUUAAUAAUCUAGCAAUGAUUAAGUAUAUGAAAAUUAAUCUGGUUAAUUUGCAGGAAAUAAUUAAGAUAAUAAACAGAGUAAUAAUGUUGAUAUCAGCUCUGAUGAAGAAUUAGAUAAAGAAUAUGCUACAAUUGAAGAAGCACAAUAAGCUCUGAUGAGAAGCUAACAACGAAAGUUAGAAAAAUUUUAAAAUAAGAAAUAAGAAGCACAGUAGAGAAAGGAUUCGGAUGAAAUUUUGUUUUAUUCAGGAAUUGAAGAAAGUUAAAGAGCAAAACAGGAUCAUAUUUCUCACAAAGAACAUGAAGAUUGGCUUAGAAAAUAAGAAGUUAUAGAAAAAGAAUAAUACAAACAAAAAUAAUAACAAAUGCUAAAAGAGUAGCAAAAUAAACAAAAAACACCCUAGUAAUAACUUUAUGAUCAUCAUGAUGACUAAUUAGAGAGCUAACUACACCAGUAAGCUGAAUAAUAUCUAUAAAAUACUUAUGGUGAUAAACUUAAUCUCAAUCAAAAUAGCAACAAUUAAAAUAAAGAUAGAUUAAACAAGCAAUAAGAUAAAUCAGCUAAUAAUUCUUAGAAUCCAUUAUCUAAUUAAGGACUUGGAAGCGAUCAAAAAUCUUCAAGUCUUUAAAUUUCUCAAUCUUAAAAUAAAAAUACUUCUUCUGAAAUAACAUUCCUAAAUAGCAACUAAGAUAACUCAGGUCAUAAAGAUGAUAAAGAAAUUUAAAGCGCUACAUUUGCAGUCUAGAGCAAUAACUAACAAGCCAGCUCACCUAUUUAAUAAAAAGAAAAAUAAAAUUCUCAUAAGCAAUAAAAUGAAGCUGUUCCAACAUUUGGUGAUUAUGAUGGUUCUUCCCAAAGGUCGACAUCUAGGAAAAACUCUUUAAAUCAAAAUAACAAUGAAAGCAAGUUUAAGUAGGAAGAUUAGAACGAAUCUUAAGCUUAGAGAGACUUCAGUCGCAAAAAUAGCUAGCAAAACGAGCAAUUCAAUCAAAGCAGACAAUAGCAACAAAAAUAAAAUGAAAAUCUUUUAGAUGACGAUUUUGUUUACUUGAGCAAUAGUAAUCAAAUUAAGAAGUCACCUCCUGGUAGCAUUUAUUAAAUAAUUGAAAAGUAAAAGCAAGAUAUUGAAUAAAAUAAAUAAAUGUCAGAGUAAAAUAAGAAGGCAACAUUAUUACCUGUUCAGUAAGGAUAAAAGUUAUCAUUUUAAGAUUACAAGAGCUAACAAAACCCUAAUUAAUAGCAUAAAUAAUCACCUACUUUUAAUUAAAUGCCCUAGGAAGAAUAGGAUUAAAAUAGCAAUAAACAGCUUGGUAGCUAGCAUAAUUACAACAACUCUGUUACAACAUGCUAAUUCAAUAAUCCAGUUAGCCUUCAAAAUUCUUAAUUAGGAAUUGAACCUCACUCAGAAGAUCCUCAAUACGAUUUAGAUUUAUUCCGCAUUAAACCUAACCAAAAUAAAUAACGCUAAGAGAAUUCCAAACAAGAGUUUGGUAGAGAAUCUUUUGGUAAUAAUAAUGAAGGAGAUAUUCUUUCUGAUGAACAGAUCAUACAAAAUUUCAAUGAAAAUAUUGCACCAAGAGCAAUAAAUAAGUAAUUACCUCCAAACUCCAACAGCAGCAGAGGCAAAACAAUCGCUCAAGCAUACGAAGAAUCUAGUGAAGCACACAACACAAGCUAUUACUCUUAACACUUUUAGAAAACUGAAGAGAGUUUAGAUGACAACAGCAUUCAAAAUUAUAGUUAGUUUAGACCUUUCUAUGAUAAGGCUUAAGGAGAUGAAUCUAGUGCAAUCAAUAUUAAUUACACUCCUGAUAAAUAAAAUGCUUCUAGAACUCAGUUUAGUGCAAAUCAAUUCUAGACUAGCUACUAUUAAUCUCCAUCAAUGAAUCUUAGCAGAGGUUAUAAAUAAGCCUCAUUGGAUCCUUUAUAGAUAUAAGGAAAUCGCUAAUAAUUAGAACAAUUAAUUGCUUCGUAAAGAGCUUAAACUGAAAGAAACUUCCAUCACUCAGCCAGCUUGAAUGAUAAUAAGAGUAAGGGCUUUUAGAGCGAUAGAAAUGAAAAUGAACACAAAUCUUUUGGAGAUUAUAAGAAUCAGAAAACAAGAGAUCAAGUAAUAGCUGAAUUAUAUCAAAAAGAAGUAGGACAAAUGUAAUAAAAUGUGCUUUAAAAGAUUUAUGAUCACAGCAAAGACAUCAGCUAAUCUUUCUCUAAAUCUAGAGGUUCUGAUAUCAAUUACAAUCCUUUCUUAAAGUCUACAUCAAACCAAAAAGAUAUGUCUAUUUUAGAUAAGUCUAUCUUCAAUAAGCUUAGCAGUGAAAAACAAAUAUGUGUAGUUAUUGCUAUGAAAUUGGAAAAGUUCCAGCUUAAGAGAAAGUUCCAUGCUUUUUAGAAUAUGAAAGUUAAAACUUAAAUGGCCACAAAAAGAGAAAGUUUUUCAAACAUGCACUUUAGACAAAAGUAACAGAUAGCUAAAGUAAUAUAUUAGACAUUAUAAAACAACUUGAAGAAACAAUACUUGGAUUUCUUUAUUAGACUCAGAAAGAAUUUAAUCCUUCAAAACGUUAAUAUGGGCUAAUAUUCCUAACGUUCCUAACAAUAAAUAAAUAGCUAAGACUAAAUUGAUUUUAAAAAUCUAACAAGGGAACAGUAAUUCCUCUACCACUCAAUCGGUCACUUCUCUAAAACAAUAAAUAAACUCAAACAAGGAAGAUUGAGAAAUGCAUUCGACCAAAUCUUAUAUUCCUAUAGUUCACUGCGUCCAACCAUAGAUUAGAAUUAGUUCUUCUUGUCCUAAAGAAAUUAGAAUUUGAGAUAGCCUAUUUUUUACACUGAUGGUAAUGAGGUAUCUGACCCUUAGACUCCAGAAAGAAAAUCAAGAUCAAUGAAGAAUAAUAAGGGUUUACAAAGAGCUACAUCUGACAGUCCUGAAAGACUUGCAAAGAUUUAAUAACAAGUUAGAAACAGCUAAAAACAAAACUCUUUCAAAUAACCUCUCUAACUUCAUAAAAUGAAUGAAGAUGAACAAUAAUAUUAAUAAGAUAAUAAUAACUAAUCUUUUUCUGAAAACCAAGCAAAUAAUGAACCAUUUAAUUACAGCAACAAAUAAUCUCAGUAAUUAGGAAGUCAAAUUGAAAAUCUUUACUUCUCAAAGAAGACUACUGAUUCGCAGGCAUCAAUCAGAUAGAUUUAUAACCUCAAUGACCACUCUAAAGGCUAUAAAUUCCAGAUGAAUGAGUUUGAGUCAAACUUAGAAUCUCCUCAUGAUAGAAACACAGAAGACAAUGACUACAGACCUCAAUAUGCUCCUGCUUAUGCUGAUCCUAAAGAGUUCUAGCCAGACACUCAAUACAUUCGCAAUUUGAGUUAAGAUGAUUUACUCUUGAUUGAAGAGCUCUAUAAAAAUAACAAUGCUAAUCCUAACUUGCUGCGUCCUCUCACUGGAUCCUAAUACUAACAAAAACACUAAUCUCAUGGUAGUAGAAUGGAUUACAGCGAUUUUGAUCAACACUCUUAACAUAAUGAAUAAGAAAAGCACUAAUUUGAGAAAUAUCUUAACUAAUUCAAUCUUAGUAUGAGCCAAAACUAGUCUAUAUCUCACACUCCUUACUAGUAACCAUACUAAAGCAACAAUUUAAGAAAUUCUGCUUCAUUAAAAUAACAUAAUUUACAGAAUCUUUACAAUGUUUAAAUUGCAGAUUAUUAAGUAGAUGAUGAUAACUCCCUAAAUCAAGGUGAGCCCCACCAUAUGUAAAACUAACAGUUCCAACAUUCUUACACCCUCCCAACUGAAUAAAUGAAGUUACUAAACUAAAGUUAAUAAUACGCCUUUAUCCCUGAAAGUCUUUAACCUGGUUACAUGCAUAAGUAUGCCAAUAAGCUUCUAAAAAUCCCAGCAAUAGUUAACUAUACAGACUUAAGAUCGAGUAUGACUGGUGAUAAAAAAAUGAAUGAAUAAAGCUUAAACAAUCCUCCUGCUUAAUAUCUUCCAGGUUAUGAAAAAGUAAUAAACGCCCAGAAACAAGCUAUAGCAAAAUCUUUUAAGAAAUUGCAUAACGAAAAAGUAACUGGUAAAGAAAUUUCUCUCAACCCCAACUAAUCAUUAAUGAACAGCACUAGCGUUUUAUCUCCUAGUUAAAGAGGAUUAAUGUCUUCUUAAUCUAUGUAUAUUACAAACCUAAACUAAAGUUCCUAUCAGUCUCCAAGACAAUCGAUGGUUGCAAUGAAUGCAUCAAACAGAUUGUAUGGUAUUGCAGUAUAAAAGCAGUAAUAACAACAACAAUAGUAAUAAAGCUAAUAGCAAUCUACAACUGGCAGUAAAAGAUUGAUAUCUCCAGAUAAUAAAUCUUACUCCUUAAGGAGAUCUGGUGGCUAAUUUAAUUGA
Messenger RNA from Tetrahymena thermophila SB210, 19953 nucleotides. Its product is annotated as chromosome condensation regulator repeat protein. NCBI's taxonomy places the organism in Eukaryota, Ciliophora, Oligohymenophorea, Hymenostomatida, Tetrahymenidae. The record is from RefSeq and is a predicted model, not a curated record. The transcript has 14 exons.